Microsporum canis CBS 113480 is the source of this 1101-nucleotide messenger RNA. Its product is annotated as ser/Thr protein phosphatase. Lineage: Eukaryota; Fungi; Ascomycota; Eurotiomycetes; Onygenales; Arthrodermataceae. Gene Ontology annotation, biological process: polyphosphate catabolic process. The transcript is spliced from 4 exons. The record is from RefSeq and is a predicted model, not a curated record. The coding region runs from base 1 to 1101 and encodes 366 amino acids. Gene Ontology annotation, cellular component: cytoplasm. Gene Ontology annotation, molecular function: phosphatase activity; endopolyphosphatase activity.
AUGCAUUUUAUACGGGCAAAUAGACGCCGUGGUGUGACGAGGAACACCGUAGCCUUCAUCACACCGCGGUUUCGCAGAUACUUGGUCGUCUUUCUUCUCUUUCUAUGCUUAUCCUACACGGCCUGGAAGAACGUUGGACACGCCACCGUGAAAAAAGACCAAGACCUUGAGAAAACAUUUGAUGCAAGUGAUAGAAACCGGGUCGGCGGAUGGUUUGGCUCAAAUGCACUGCCUGGGUUCGGAGAUAUGGCCCAUAUGCAGACCUUGGACUCUUCACUGCUGCCGGGCAAGAGGAGAUCGUGGCUUUGGCGCUCUAGGAAAAGGCUUGUGGUCGUUGGUGAUGUACACGGCUGCAAAGACGAGUUGGAGAAAUUGCUUGCCCAGGUAUCAUUUAAUCGUGAGAAAGGUGAUCAUUUAAUCUUUACGGGAGAUCUGAUAUCCAAGGGCCCAAAGAGCGUUGAAGUAGUGCAACUUGCACGAGAAUACAAUGCAUCAUGUGUUCGAGGGAACCAUGAAGACAGAGUCCUACUGACUCGUCGAAAGAUAACAUCACGGUGCAGUCAAGGGUUUAGAGCUGACGAAAGCACGAUCGGGAAACGGGAGACUGAGGCGCAUGCGCUCGCCCGCCAGCUCUCUGAUGAUGAUGCCAACUGGCUGGAGUCAUGCCCUGUGAUCUUAAGGGUAGGGAAUAUCAACGGUAUGGGGGAUGUGGUGGUUGUGCAUGCAGGCUUAGUUCCCGGCGUCCCUCUCGAGCGUCAGGAUCCAUCUCUGGUGAUGAAUAUGAGAACCAUUGAUCCGGACACUUAUACCCCCAGCUCGUCUAAGGAGGGUACAGGCUGGUCUAACGUGUUUGAUGCAUAUCAGUUACGUCUGGAGAGAGAGAAGAGCUUACCACCAACUACGGUGAUAUAUGGUCAUGACGCAAAGCAGCUUCCAGCCAUACGGAAAUAUACCAAGGGACUGGAUACUUCUUGCGUCCGCGGUGGGGAGCUUACGGCAUUGAUCAUCGAGGAUGGUGGGAAGCAACGCCUGCAUCAGGUUAUCUCUCAUCACAACGUUAUCUUCAUUAAACCAGUUAAGAGAAAGAAAAGGAACCAUUAG